Messenger RNA from Sphaerodactylus townsendi, 2038 nucleotides. RefSeq names its product vitamin D3 hydroxylase-associated protein-like. The record is from RefSeq and is a predicted model, not a curated record. Gene Ontology annotation, biological process: fatty acid catabolic process. NCBI's taxonomy places the organism in Eukaryota, Metazoa, Chordata, Lepidosauria, Squamata, Sphaerodactylidae. Gene Ontology annotation, molecular function: amidase activity; fatty acid amide hydrolase activity. The transcript has 15 exons. Bases 182 to 1927 code for a protein of 581 amino acids.
CAUGAGGUUCAGGUUCUGAGAUGUCUUGGGAGGAGUGUUGGGCUGCAGUUUGAAACCCUAUACCUGAUCUGGAAUAGCUCUGCAGCAUAUCAUUAUAGCACCAGAUGCCAUAUAUCAUUAUAUAACACUGACCCAUGUGAGAAAGACAACCAGGCAAAGAAUUUUUGCCACGAACCUGGAGAUGCUGAGGGGCAUGCUGCUUGAGAAUGGGUUACAAACUUUUGUAGCCCUUGCCUGUGGCCUGGUGGCAGCUGUGGCGAUUUGGAAAUGGGUAGUGCACAGAGGUGUCCAGAGGAAGAUGGAAGAGGCCAGGCAGUGGCGAGACAGAAGUCAGAAGCAGAUGGAAAGGGUGGUGUUGAAGUUCAAGCAGAAGAACCCCGGAGUUCAAAUGGAAAGUAUUCUCUCCCUACCUCUAGUGAAACUAGCAGAGAAACUGCAGCAUGAGUCUCUUUCUCCAGAGAGUGUCCUGUAUGCUUAUAUAAGUCAGGCUCUAAAAGUGACUCAGGAGGUGAACUGUGUGACGGAUUUCAUUCAUGGAUGUGAACAGCAGCUUCAGGACAUCAAGAAACAAAAGAAGGGCUUGCUAUACGGGAUUCCUGUCAGCAUUAAGGACCACAUGGGAUGCAAGGGCCACAUCUCCACAUGCGGCUUGAUGUAUUACCUGGGCGAAGAGGAAGAGAGUGACAGUGUGAUAGUGAAGGUUUUGAAGAAGCAGGGGGCAAUCCCAUUUGUGAAGACCAAUACCUCCCAGAGCAUGAUAAACAUUGACUGCAGCAACCCAAUCUUUGGUCGAACACUGAACCCCCUGAACCACAAGAAAAGCCCUGGUGGCUCCUCUGGAGGAGAAGGGGCCCUUAUUGCUGGAGGAGGGUCCAUCCUAGGCAUUGGAAGUGAUGUUGCUGGGAGCAUCCGCCUGCCAUCCAGCUUCUGUGGGCUGUGUGGGCUCAAACCAACAGAAAAACGACUGAGCCUCCUUGGCCUUGCUAGCCCUAUAAGUGGCAUGAAGUCAGUUACACUAAUGAUUGGCCCCAUGGCAAGAGAUGUGGACAGCCUAGUUCUGUGUAUGAAGGCUCUUUUGUGUGAUGAGAUGUUUCAUCUGGACCCAUCUGUGCCACCCAUACCAUUCAAUGAAGAGCUUUACAACAAUUCAAAACCCCUUCGGAUUGGAUAUUAUGAAGAUGAUGGAUAUUUUCAGCCAUCUCCCAGCAUGAGGAGAGCCGUUCAGGAAACAAAACAUCUCCUCCAGGCAGCAGGACACGUGCUUAUUCCCUUUGUUCCUCCACGCCAUGACUAUGCAGUAGAUGAACUCUUCACCAGAGGCAUUUUUUCAGAUGGCGUUGCAAAUUUACUGGACAAGUUCAAAGGAGACAUUGUUGAUCCGUAUCUGAAAUCCCAAAUCAACUGUUAUAGCAUUCCAAUUCUUGUGAAGAGGAUUUUGGCAUUCAUCCUGAAGCCUGUGUACCCGCGGAUUGCCAGAGAUCUCAAUGCAUUAUGUGGAGUUGGGUCAGCAAAAAAUCUGUGGACUCACCAUGCGGCUGUGGAGGCUUAUCGUGCAGAAUUUAUUGCUGAAUGGAGGAAGCUGAAACUCGAUGUCAUCCUCUGCCCUGUUUUGGGCCCAGCUUUUAAUGAGGGCUACCCUGGGAAAUUGUUUGCUGCUACAUCCUACACCAAUUUAUACAAUGUCUUGAACUUUCCUGCUGGGAUCGUGCCUGUCAGCACUGUUACACCAGCUGAUGAUGAAGAACUUAAAUACUACAGAGGACACUAUGGAGAUCCUUGGGACAAGCGAUUUAAAGAGGCUGUUGAAGGUGCUGUUGGACUCCCAGUAUGCAUCCAGUGUGUGGCUUUGUCUUGGCAAGAGGAGUUGUGCCUUCGGUUCAUGAAGGAGGUGGAAACUCUUGUCCACAAGAGGGGAACAAAAAUAUGAUCCGUUGUGUCGAAACAUACCAACAAUACAAACAUGAGAAACAAAACAGCUUGGUGCUAGAAGAACUAGAGCAUUCAUGUGCAAUUUAAGAAAAAGUGAUUACUUAUUAAA